Molecule: messenger RNA, 446 nt
Organism: Chaetomium fimeti
Lineage: Eukaryota; Fungi; Ascomycota; Sordariomycetes; Sordariales; Chaetomiaceae
Exons: 1
Source: RefSeq, a predicted model, not a curated record
CUUCGACGCCCCUUCCACUUCAAGAACGCGAUUCUGUGUACACUGCCCGCCUGCCUUCCCGCCCGCCGCUGCUGAACACAAACCUCGCCGACGCCAAAACGUGGUCCUGCCACUGUCGCCGCGAGUAUACCGCUCACAGUCACUCAAUUGACCCCCACCUUGGCCCGGAAUGCUCAGGCCGUAGCACGAGCGCGAUUCUAUGCACCCCUUCUCCAUCCUGACUCUUGGCAUCUUCGUAGCUGGCUACAUAACCGCUCGAUGGGAUCUCGUCACUCGCCUAUAUGAGCUUGCCAUCUUUGCCUGGAACUACGGAGUGGUCGUAAGAAACUUCCCCCACAACCCCCGACCCGAGGCGUCUUUAGCCCUGCUGUGCAACCCGAAACGAUCGGCUUCUAACCGACCAUCAUCUUAUCUUUUUCGCAGACUCGCGCCGCCAAGGGAUUUGC